UCGGGCGGCGGGCGGGAGGGGAAGCGGGACGCCGGGGACUGGAGGCGAGAGGCGGGUCUGUCGGGGCGGGGCCAGGGAGGCGGAGAAAGUCGCGGCGGACCAGAGUCCGGUCGCGUGUUCCCAGCCCCCGGAAGUGGCCGUUGUAAACUUCACCUUGUAGUCUUUCUCCAUCCUGGCCCUAGAGUCCAUCGGCUUUCCUCAGUUGUCACUCUUUCUCCCGAGGGUUGCCUGGCCUCCCACCCCGAGACCUGAAGCUGCGUGGGGGUCGUGGGGGUGCAGGCUGGACCACGCGAGUCCGAGACUUUAGCCCAUCUAACCCGGAAGCCACAGACAUCACCAUAAGGAAGUAUAUUUUUAAGAAGCAGUGAGGUGUUUUGAAAAGGGUUGAAGACUUACCAUGAGUUUAAGCACGUCAAGUAAUGCCACUGCUGGGGACACCCAAAGGGUGAAAAGUGCCUCAUUGGAUGUAAAACAAAUGCUUAAAAAUGAAACAGAGUCAGAUAUCACUGCUGAUCUCAGAAAGAAGCUCCACCGGGCUAAGAAGGAGAAGUUAGAGAUGACAACAAAGCACAACGCAGAGCUGUCCAGCCAUGAGAGCCAGAUUGCCAGGCUGCGGUCUGAGGUGGAAAAAGGAGAAGCGCUGCGGCAGCGUCUAGAAUACGACCUGGCUGUCGUUAGGAAGGAGGCUGGUCUGGGAAGACGGGCGGCGGAGGAGAGACUGGCGGAGGCUCAGCGGAUUCAAGAAAAGCUCUGCGCUCAGAAUUCAGAACUUCAAGGAAAGGCAAAUGAGAUUGAGAAAACACUUCAGACUUCCCAAGAGAAAUGGAAAGAAGAAUGCAGGAGAUUUGAGCAUGAUUUGGAGGAACGAGACAACAUAAUUCAAAAUUGCAACCACGAAUAUGAGUUACUUAUGCAGGAAAAAAACAGACUACAAAAAACUCUACAGGAGGCCCUGGAAAAGCAUCAGCAAGAGAAGGAUGAGAUGGAGGCUCAUGUCAAGGAGACCGCAUUGGACGACUUUAGAUUACAGGCAGAACAAUGGGAAGCAGAACGGAGAGAGUUACAGCUGAUAGUACAGAACCAUGAGCUGCCUGUAGAUGCUGUAGAAGGUGGGGCUGCAUGAGGGCUUCCUCCCAGCAUCCAUUAACUGCCUACAAAUCCUCUGGGAUGAAUGUGGCCUCAAGAACUCCUUCCCCUCUCCAUGACAGCGUGUUGACAGGUGGAAUCUUAUACAAGUAGGUGCUGAGAGCUGAGAAUAAAUAAGGCCGUGGCUUGCCUGGAAGACAGCUCCGUAGCACUCUGGAAUCCACUGCUUCUUCCGUCCGCUCCCUCUCAUGGCCCAGACCACGGAGCGACUGAUACAGAUGCCCCACUUAGGGCUAAGCCAUUACAGUCGAUGCUCUUUUUCUCUUGAAGUAUUUACUAUGUGUAUGAAUAUUUUCGCUUGUUUGUAUUGUAUGUGUACUGUGUGUCUAGUGACUAUGGACUGUAGAUCUGGAAUCUGGAUCUGGUACUGGAUCUCCUGGAACUGAGAGUUGUAAGCCCCUGUGGGGAUGGUAGGAAGUGAAUCUGGGUUCUCUGGAAGAGCAGCCAGUGCUCUUAAUCAGGGCCAUUUCUUUAGCUCCUAUAGUCAGUUAUUCUCAACACUUAACAGUAGUUAUCAUAAUCUGUAGUAACUGUUAACCACUGCAAAAAGAUGCUUUUCUGCCUAAAGCUCUUAGCACCAUUAAUCUGUGGGCAUAAACGUAAAUAUUUAGUUUUUCAUUUUAUUUUGUUUUGAGACCAGGUCUUGCUAUGUAGCUCUGGCUAUCUUGGAACUCACUGUUUAGACCAGGCCUGCCUCUGCCUCCUAAGUGCUGGGAUUAAAGGUGUGAGUUACUACUACACUCAGCUAUACACAUAAAUACUUAGAAGGCAACAUUUUUAAUUACUAAAACUUCAUUGUAAAGAAGUUGCAAAUGAGAAAACAAUCCCUCAUUGAGAUUAGCCAGACCCAAAGCUUGUACACCUCAAUGAACUUAAUAUACAGUUAGAAUAGCCAUUCUGAAGCUGUACAAACGCUCAUAUUAGGUUCACUGUCAAUUAUGUUUUUACACACACAUACACACACACACACACACACACACACAAUGCCUUGAAAAAUCGAUGACAGAGUUAAACUAGAAGAUAAUUAGCUUUGUAUUCUCUUUCCCGACUUCAGGUGUCCUUGGUUAUUUGACAGGCACAUCACAUGCGCGUUUAGUCAUAUAACAGCGCUCGCUGUCUUCCACAGUAGUGCCUGUGUCCUUUCUAGCUUUUGUCUUUUUUUUUUUUUUGGUUCUUUUUUUCGGAGCUGGGGACCGAACCCAGGGCCUUGCGCUUCCUAGGUAAGUGCUCUACCACUGAGCUAAAUCCCCAGCCCCUAGCUUUUAUCUUUUAACAAUUCUUCAAUACCAGAUGUGAAUUCUUUCCCGUAGAACAGGCCUCAAAUCCAAUCAGAGAGUGGUUGGUAGCCCUCAUCAAAGGUCAUGCCGUCAUUGCACCAAUGGCCAUGUUUUGCCUGGCAACUUGGUUGUAUAGUAUGCAAGGUCCAGGUGCUGUGUACAAUGGCCAGCAGGGAGGAAGCUCCAGCUCGAAUUCUCUGUAACCUGCAAAGUAUGUGGCUUCUUCAGCAAUAGUUGUCCUAUCAUGCUGUCUUAGGGUUUUUAUUGCUGUGAUGAAAUGCCAUGACCAGAAAGCAAGCUAGGGAGGAAAGGCUUUAUUUGCCUUACAUACUACAUUAGUCCAUCACUGAAGGAAACCAGGACAGGAACUGAAACAGGGCAGGAACCUGGAGGCAGGACCUGGUGCAGAGGCCAUGGAGAGUUGCCGCCUACUGGCUUGCUCUCAAUGGCUUGAGAGCCUGCUUUUUUAUAGAACCCAGAACUAUGAGCCCAGGGAUGGCAUCUUCCAUAAUGGGCUGGGCCCUCCCAUAUCAAUCACUAAUUAGGAAAAUGCCUUAUAGGCUUGCGUGCAGCCAGUGUAAGGAGGCAUUUUCUCAGUCGAGGCUCCCCUCUUUCUGAUGACAAUAGCUGGUGUCAGGUUGACAGAAAACUAUCCAGCACACGUGUAGCUCUGGUGGGCAACCAGGAGUAGGAGAGCCAGUAUUAUUUUGGGAACUUGAGAAGCCUCUCUGACCAACAGCUCAUAGGGAGGAAGCCAACCCCUGGGUCUACAACACUCAUUUAAUAAUGGUAUGGCUUUGGGAAUGGUACCUUCAGUUCACACCCCCUCCACUUAAAGACUUCUGCAAUUAGUCUACAAAGUAACAGGUUCUUUUAUACCUUUUCAUCCGAGUGUAGCUUUGGCUGACUCUCCCCUCCCCCAGUGUCCUGCAGCAUUGCUUCCCACCCUGCCUCUCCUUCCCACCUUCACCUCACAUGAGUUCUGCUAACCCUCCCCCUUAGUCAGAAGCUAAAAUCUGCAUGUGAGAGAACAUCGCUGUUUGUCUUUCUAAGCACAGGUUACCUGAGUUAAUAUAGCAUUCAAUCCCAUCCUUUUUCCUACAGGUUUUAUCAUCUCCUCUUUCCUAGCUGCCAAGUAUAAUUUGACUGUGUAUAUGUGCCACAUUCUCAUUAUCCAAUCAUUGGCCAAUGGAUGGCUAUGCUGUUCUGUGUCCUUGCUGUCGUGAAUAGAGUCGCAGUAAAUAUGGCUGUGCAAGUAUCUCUGUGGUAGGAGAAGACUCCUUUGAGUGUUUGCUCGGGAGUGGUAUAGGUGAGCAUAUGGUAACUUAUUUUUAGUUUUUAGAGAAACUUCCAUAGUGAUUUCCAUAGUGGCUACACACGUUUACACUGCUACCGUUAGCUGUGAAUUCAGGUUUCCCCUUUCCACAGACUGAAGGCCAUUGUCAUCUGUCAUCUCUUGAUGAUGACUGUUAUGACUGGGGUGAGAUGGUCUCUUCAAAGUAUUUUAAUUUGCAUUUCCAUGAUUGCUAGGGAUGUUAAACAUUUCACAAAUAUUAUUUAUGGUCUAGAGAGAUGGCUCAGAAGUUAGGAGCACUGUCUACUCUUCCAGAGGACCCAGGUUCAAUUCCAGCAACCACAUGGUGGUUCAUAACCAUCUAUAACUCCAGUUCCAGGGCGUCUACCCUUUCUGUGGGCACCAGAUAUGCAUGUAGUGCAUAGACAAAACACACACAUAUAUUUAUAUUUAAUAAACACAUAAAUAUAUAUAUUUAAUAAAAGUAAAUAAAUCUUAAAAUAAGAAAUAUUUAUUGUCCAUUUGUGUUUCUUCUUUUGAGAAUUCUGUUCAGUUCCUUAGCCCCAUUGUUUGAUCGGGUUGUGAUCUUUGUUAGUGUUUGAGGCUUUUAUUAAUUCUAGAUAUUACUCCUCUGCCAGAUAUAUAGAUGGCCAAGAUUCUCUCUCACGCUUUAGGUUACCUCUUCACACAGCUAACUGUCCCUUUGCUGCCCAGUAGCACUUUACUUUCUGCAGGUCUGUCACCAUUGUCUUUAUUUCUCUAGUAACCAGAGUCCUGUUAGAGUUCUCACAUGCCCAUUUCCAGAAUGGUUCCUGCUAGCAGUGUCAGUGUCAGGUUGUGUUAACGUCUUUGAACCUGUUAGAGUUGAUUUUGUACAGAUUGAGAGAUGAGGAUCUAGUUUUAUUUUUCUGUGUGUAGAUACCCAGUUUUCUCAGUAACUUUUGCUAAUGAAGAGGUCUUUUCCAGUGAGUAUUUGAGGCAACUUUGUCAAAAUCAGGUGUCUGUAGCGGCGAAGAUCUCCAUUCUGUCCCUUGCAGUUCGUGCCUGCUUUUGUGUUUUACCAUGCUGUCUUUGUUACCGUCAAUAUCACAUAUCUUCAAGUUCAUUUUGGUGAUACUUUCAGUCUUGUUUUUAACCUCACAAUUGCUCAGGUUAACUAAGAUCUUUUGUAUUGUCAAAUCAAUUUUAAAAUUGUUUUUUUUUUCUGUUUCUGUGAUGAAUGGUGUUGGGGUUCUCAUAAGGAUGAGUUGAAUCCGUAGGUUUCUGUUGAUAGUCAGUAUUACAAUAUCUAUUCUUUGAGAAUGUGAGGAUGGGAAGUAUUCUAUCUUCCUUGCCUUUUUAAAUUUCAUAUUUUAUUUUUAAAAAGAAUUUAAAUUUUACUUACAUGGGUGUUCAGCCUCUAUGUAUGUCUGUGGGAGAGUGUCAUAUCCCCUGGAACUGGAGUUAUAGACAGUUGUGAACUGCCAAGUGGGUACUGAGAUUUGAACCUGGGUCCUUUGGAAGAACAGCUAGUGCUCUUAACCAUUGAGCCAUUUCUCUAGUCCUAAAUUUCAUAUUUUAAAGUUUUCAUUAGAGAAGUCUUUCACUUUCAUUGGUAGGCUCGCUCAUUCAUUCAUUCAUUCAUUCAUUCAUUCAUUCAUUCAGAAGCAGGGUUUCUCUAUAUAGCUUCGGCUGGCCUGGAAUUUGCUCUGUUCAAGACCAGGCUGGUCUCAGACUCAGAGAUCUGCCCGCCUCUGUCACAUGCUGGGGUUAAAGGUAUUCACCACCACUAGCUGGCAUAUUUCUUCUAAUUUUUAUUUUGGUAAUUGUGAAUGUAUUGUUUCCCUGAUUUCUUUUCUUUUUUAUUAAAUUUAUUAUCUAAUGUAAUAAAUUAAUGUUAUUUAUUUAAUCUGAGUGAAUUUGUGCAGUUCAAAGUAUGAUUUUUUACUUCUAUUCUGUGGGUGCUAGGGAUUAAACUUAGGUCAUUAUGCUUGUCAGCAAGCCUCUCUCUCAUGAACCAUCUUGCUGGUCCCUUCUCUUUAGCAUGUUCUUUAUUGAUUAGCCAUAUAGAAAGGCUAUUGAGGUUUUUUGUAUUUUUUUGUGUGUAUUUGUGUUAAUUUUGUAACCUGAUACUUGGAUAAAUGUAUUUAUCAGUUCUAAGAGUUUUCAAGUAGAGUCUUUUUUAUUUUGUUUUGUUUUUUGGACAGUUCUCAUUGUAUAGCUCUUGCUGGCCUGGAAUUUUAUAUGUGGGAUCAGGCUGUUGUUGAACCCACAGAGAUCUCUCAAUCACUGCUUCCAGAUUCUGGAAUUAAAGGCAUAUGCCACCACACCCAGCCUCUGGUGCAGUCUUUAUGAUGGAUAGAAUCGUACAAACUACACUAAGGGCACUGACUUCUCCCUCCCCUAAUUGUACCUCUUUAUUUGCUUCUCCUCUAUUUAUGUAGCUAAAUCUCUAGUAAUGUAUUAAAUAAAAUCAUCGCAACUAGAACCUUUGUUUUUAGUUAGUAGAAAUGCUUUGGGUUUUCCUUGAUUUAGUAUAAUGUUAGCAAUAGGUUUGUCCCAUAUAGCUUUUAUUAAAUUGAGAUAUAUUCCUUUUAUCCCAAGUUUCUUUAGAUCUUGUUAAACAAAAUAAAAGUUUUUAACAUUGUGUGUGUGUGUGUGUGUGUGUGUGUGUGUGUGUGUGUGUGUGACACAACUUGCAUGAACCAAGCCUCUGUAUUAUACGGAUUCUCAGAUUACACUUGGAUCACUACACUUGGUAGCAAGCUCUUGGGAGGCCAUUUCACUGGCCCUCUUGGGUGCUUUUAUCAUAAAGAGAUGCUGUUUUUUUGUCAAUCACAAUUUUUGCGUCCAUUAAGAUGAUCAUGUGAUUUCUGUCUUUGAGCCCUUUUAUGUGAUGUAUUAUAUUCAUUGAUUUGUGUGUGGGAUUUUAUGAGUCCUGAGCUUCACAAGUCUUGUGUGUGCUAUCAUAACUACUGUGAGUUUCUAUAUCAUAUGUCCUGGGUCUGGGGAAUGCUUUUUUCUUGCAGUCAUCCAUUGCCUCUGGCUUUUACAGUCUCUCCUUGUCUUCUUUCCCAUGAUCCUGAGCCUUCAGAGUUCCCUGCACAUCCGUGUUCAUUGCUGCUCUAUUCACAGGAUUCAUGCAGUGGAAACACCUAGCUGUUCAACUGAUGCAUGACUAUGGGAAUGUGGUAUACCUACUCAACGGAAUAUUAUUCAGCUAUUAGGAAAAAUGAAAUUUGUGGGUAGUUACGUGGAGCUUGAAACAGUCACCCUGAGUGAAACCCCCAGGCCCAGAAGGCCAACGCCAUGCUUUCCUUCAUAUCUGGAUGCUGUGACUCUUCACAUGUGCAUCUGGAAACACACAGAGGUCAGGAAGGGAGGGGGGAGGGGCCAUGGAGAGAGGCUCUUAGGAGCAGGAGACAGAAGGCAGUGGUGUACAGGGCUGAGGGAGAUUAAUGAUGGGGAUGGAGAGGGUUUACGAGCCCUGGCUGCUCUUACAGAGGACCUGGGUUCAGUUCCCAGCACCUACAUGGUGACUCACAACUGUAACUGUAGUUAAUGAAAUGCAGUAUUAUUUUCUGGCUUCUGAGGGCACUGAACACACAUAGCGAACAGACAAACACACACACACACACACACACACACACACACACACACACACUCACACACACACACACAUAUAAAACAAAACCCCCAAAAAGUGUACAGGAGACGAACGGAGCAUAGUUGGAUCAGAGCUAGGGAUGGGAGGGCAGGGUGAAGGAGGGAAUGCACAGGAGAAUAACUACACCAAAAGCCUGUGUGUCCUUAAAAGCUAUAUGGAAAGCUACUUCUCUAGAUGCUUCCUAGAAUAUGUAUGUACAUAUAGGAAAAGUCAAAUGGAGUUACAGUGUAACAGGGUGAUCCUGCUAGACAGCACACACAGUAACAAAUAAACCAGUACCUAAAUGGGUUACCCUUUUUGGAGUUGUUGGCCUGUGAUGUUCCCACAAACCCUGGUAGGUCCUCCAACAUCACUGGCUGUAGCUGUUGCUGUUGGUUGCUCUCCAGAACUCGACAGUAAGGCCCUAUUGCUGCAGAAUCACACACCUGAGCCAUAGAACAUGGAGACAUCACUCUGGUGCUUGCCUGGAAGCUUCAUCCCCACUACCAGCUUUCCAGAACUAUGGUUCUGGAAGGUACUCUACGUGUUACCAGAGGAGAACAAUGCUACCCAGCUAUGAACCCUGUCAGCCAUGUUAAGAAUUGGCCUGGCCUGGAACUUGUGAUCCUCCUCUCCUCAGCAAAUCCUACCAGCAUGAACUGAUUUGUAGAGAGAGCUCCAGGACAGCCAGGAUCCUGUCUCGUAAACAAAAAACCAAACCAAACAAAAAACCUGGCAAGACGAAGACAUGCCUAUUGGUAUAAUAGUGGCUGCAGACAUCACGAGAGUAACCGUAACUUUUUGAUUGGAUUUAAGUCUCACUGCACAAGCUGAAACCCAUACUGUGUCUCAAGAGCUACUGCUUUUAUGGCCACAGUAGUAAACUGAUACCUAAUGACUUGUUAUACUCAUAGACUAAGACACUCAUUGACCCUCAUCAUAGAGAUGCCUAUCUGUGAUAGAGUGAUUAGCAUAGGGACACACAGCUGGUCUAGGUGUAGAGGAAAGGGCUUUGAGACUAUCAGCCUUAAAUAGUGUCUGGGUUGAUGCUAGUUAUGACACAGUGUAGCGGUUAUUGAUUGGUUGAUUGAUUGAUUUUAAUUUUUCUCCUUGACUCCUUAUGACUUAUGUUGCAUGUCUUGCCUUGUAAUUUUGUUUUUUAGUUAUGGGGGAGGACAGGCAUCUGCAGUGGGAUCUUCUGGAGCUGGAGUUACACGUGGUUGUUAAUCUCUUGAUGUGGGUGCUGGAAAUCGAACUUGAGUCCUUUGGAAGAGCAAGACAUGGCGUUCACUGCUGAGCCAUUUCUUCAGUGCCUUCAUGGUACAGUUUACACUACAGGAAUAGACUGUUGGGUUUCGUUUCAUCCUGGUUCUUUGAGGAGACAACCUUGGACUAGAUUAGUGUUAUAGAUAGCGAAACUGAUGUGUCUUCUAAGCUAGAAAGAGCACAUUUGCUCAAUACUUUUCUAAAUAUACUUCUGCCAGUAUAAUUAAAAUUCCCCAGGGUUGGAACUAUAGUUUGGAUUCUGAGGAGUGUUGUUUACAUAAGUACAUAUAAAGAAUUAUACUUUUCGGUUUGCGUUUGUAGAAGAUGUGGAAAGAAAACAAGUUUAUUUUCUAACAGCACAAUGUGGUUUUCUGUGAUGUUAAAUGUCAGUUCAAAAACAAGCUGCUUUAAAAAACAUUUUAAGUUCAACACUUCCCUCUAGUGGACAGAAGACAGAACUCCCCUAGUUUCUAGUGUCUGAAUUUCAUCCAGUAGGUCAGUCUUAUUUUUUCUAUUGCAAGAACUGAGGCUGCUUUUUGUUUGGUUAGAAGAUGAAUUCUAUGACAAAAUUAAAGUUGAAUAUAUUCUAGAGGUGGCAAAUUAGUCUGUAUCUUACAACACAUCCCAUACUUGGAUUAUGUUAGUAAAGCCAUACUUGGAUGGUUAACUAAUACCUCAGAUACUCAGCCAGUACCAGUGAUAGAACUCAUCUCAGUGUGUGGGAUUCUCAGUUCGGAUUAAAAGCACAGUACAUUUUUAUACCUUUGAAGACUGUUUUGAAGUUCAUCACUGUCUCAUCCCACCACAGAGCCCCCGUUCUGAACCUGACAUUGAAUAUUAUCUAUACACCUCACAUAUUUUUUUUUCUCUUUUUUCUUUUUUUCGGAGCUGGGGACCGAACCCAGGGCCUUGCGUUUGCUAGGCAAGCGCUCUACCACUGAGCUAAAUCCCCAACCCCACACCUCACAUAUUUUUACUGUUCUGUUUUUAGCAUUUUACUUCUUUACAUGUGUAAGGAGAACAUCACACAACAUGCAUAUUUGUUGAGCUUGCCCUUUGGUGUUCAUGUUUGAGAUUUAGACAAGUUACUAUAAUGGCUCUGAUUCACUCGGUUUGACAUUGUAUAACUUUAUUCUGUGUAUAUACUAUAGUUCAGUUAAUCUUCUUUGCCUUAGUGAGAAUUAAGGUCUUUUUCUCCAAGUUUAAGUCAUCAUGGGGAUUCCAUGUAUAAAACGUUGUAGGCAUGUGUUUAGAACAUAUAAAAUUGUUAACACUUUUGUAGCUGUUUCCUCUGAAUGAGGUGUGGGGCUCAAGGCUCAGGAAAUGACAGGGCUCUUAAGAACCCUCCCACAGUCUUAGAGACAGUAAGCAGUUGCCGAGGAAGAGCUGUCCUCGGAGGAGCUGCUCUUGUGAGCUGUUCCAUGCCUGAAAGUCCUCAUAGCUCUUCUGAGUAGCCCUGGAACUUGGUUCAUCAAGCGAGGUGUGCGUGGAAUUUUUUUUUUUUUUGGUCUGUUCAAUGCCCUGUCAGCAUACUCCCAUUUCCCAGGAAUAGACACGCAGCAGACGUGGGAAGUGGUUAUUGGUUCAGUGAAAUACCUGCUAAAAUAGCGGUGAUGUAGCCUGCUGUGGUGCUCUAUGGCUGUAAUCCCAGCAGGGCCUCCUCACCAUGGCAGGGUCAGGAGCCCAAGGCCCUGUUUGAAAAACCAAACCAAACGAAAUAACAUUAAUGACAAUCUUCACAGAACAACAACAACCCUUAAAGUUUUGAUGGGACCACUAUAAAACCCUUUAUAGUCAAAGCAAGCUAAAGAAUAAAAGCAAAUCAGGAAGGAAUAUUAUGCUAUUGACUUUCAAAUAAACUAUUAAGUUGUACUGGUCACGUAAGUGUGGAGCUGCAUGAAACAGAGAAACCAAGGAAAGAGUCUACACCCAGCUGAUUUGGACAAAGGUGCUAAGAACACAUUUGGAAAAAAGGACAGUCUUUUCAAUAGGUGGUAAAUUGGAGGAAGGAGGAAUUCUCCUACAGAGGAAUGAGACUAGAUCAUCAUAGUACCAGUUAUAGCUCAAAAUGGAAUAAAGACUUUAAGAGUCAGACCUAAAGCUCUCAAGCUACUAGAUCGGGGAAAUGCUAAGGGAUGGUAAAACAAGCAAAGAUUUAAAAAGAAAAUCAUUCCCUAAAAGCACAGAAAAACAAAGAUAAUCAAGUGGUAUUGCAUCAUAAUAAAACGUAGUACAGUCGUAGAAAUGCCUUCUGACAUUUGUUUAGUAAUUUCUGGGAAACAUAUUUCUCUAAUACUUAGAAAAGUCAUCUUAAUGUGAUGACAUUAAUAUUUUUCCUGUAGAUAGCUCGAUCAUUCAUUCAUUCAUUCAUUCAUUCAUUCAUUUGUUUUGUUUGUUUGUUUGUUUUGAGUCAGGGUUUCUCUGUGCAUAUUGACUGUCCUGAAACUCAUUCUAUAGACAAGGCUGGCCUCAAACUUACAGAGAUCCACCUGCCUCUGCCUCCCAAGUGCUGGGAUUAAAUUCAUGUACUACCCCCUACCCCUGGCUGCAGAGAACACUUGAAGAACAGUGAGAGGGGAUUCAUUGGAGCUGGGCUAUUUGGGACAAAGUGUCUAUAUCUAAUUUUUUUGAGGCAGGAUUUAUCAGUGUUGGCCUGGCUCCCUCUGUAGACCAGGCUGUCCUGGAACUCAGAGAUCCAUCUGCCUCUGCCUCCUGAAUGCUGGGAUUAAAGGCCUGCACCCCCACCACCUGACUUUAAGUUUAUUUUUAUUUUAGGUGGGUGAGUGUUCUGCCUGCCUGCAUGACAUUAAUGCUUAGUGCCUGGUGCCCUCAGGGACCAGAAAAGGACAUUGGGUCCCCUGUAACAGUUAGUUAUGAACUGCUGUGUGGGUGCUGGGGACCAAACCCAAGUCCGUUGUGUGAACAGUCAGUUCUUUUUUUUUUUUUUUUUUUUGAUCUGAGGACCGAACCCAGAGUCUUGCGCUUUCUAGGCAAGCGUUCUACCACUGAGCUAAAUCCCCAACCCCCAGCCAGUAUUCUUAACCACUGAGUCAGCUUUCCAAAUGUCUGUUCUUGAAAGCUACAGAGUUCUUACAAUAAAUCUGUCUUUAGUGCCAACUUUCUUAGUUUUUAAAGUUGUAAAAUAUAUUGUUUGUAGUGGUAAUUAAAAAAAAUCUCUAAUGUUAGGUGAAGGUAAGAAAGACAGCUGUGGUGGUUUGAAUGGCAGCAUCCCCCAUAAUCUCAGAGUUUGAACACUUAGUCCCCAGGUGGUGGUAUGUUCGGGUAGGUUGAGGAGUAUGGCCUCGGUGGAGGAAGUUUGCCCCUGGAGCUGUGCUUUGACAUUUCCAAAGCCGUGUGCCAUUCCCAGCAUGCUCUCUUGCCUUGUGCUCCCCGCCUAGGGUGUGAGCUGUUCAUUUGCCUUACCUAACUAUUGCCAUGCGUUCCUGCCAUGAUGGUGAUAUACUCUGACCCUUUGGAACUGUAAGCCCAGAUAAGCCCUUCCUUCCCUAUGUUGCCUUGGUUACGAUGAUGUUUUAGCACAGCAGUAGAAAAGUAGCUAAUGCAAAGAGCAUUCCGAUGCCAAGGAGGUGUGAUUCCACCCAGAUAGAGAAAAAAAUGAUGGGGUUGACACAAGCAUUUUAGACAUUCAAACAAUUCGAUGGACUACUUUGAUGUCGCCCAAAGGUUUGCUCUCCAUAUGAAAUAUUUGUUAAUCAUUAGUCAUCUUUGUCUCUAAAAAAGUGAAGUAUCAUCAUAUUAAAUAUGGGUUUGGAGUCAGUACCUUUUAACUGAUAAAUUUAUAGCCAAUAUAAACAUUAUACUCUUUUACUGUGCAUUUUAAAAUUAUUAUUAUUCCCAUUGUGUGCGGAGGCAUGCAUGUUUAGACUAGAGCAUAUCUUUGUGGUAUGAGUGCUCUCCUUCCAGCUUUAUGUGGGUUCUGGUGAGGUGUGGGCUUGUGUGACCAGUGCCCUUUACCCAGGGAGUCAUCUUAUUGGACUUUUUUGUGGUUUUACGUUAGCAUACUCAAUAAUUUUGAUGUGGAAUUUUCAUGUAUAGUUUGUUUUUUGUUAGCCUCUUUUUCCCUUGUAUGUCUGUCUCUUGUACUCUGCCACCCCCAGUAGUCCCCUUUCCACUACCAGUAGUGUAUUCUGAGCACAAAGGUCUCACAUAGGCAGCUGACCUCAUCAAGAAUGGAGGAAGAGUUUAAGAAUGGAGCUAGAGUAUUUGGAGACAGUUGCGCCUAAUUCGUAAAGAUCACUUGAUAUAUCUACGUCUAUCUGUUUAUCUACAUAUCUAUUCCAUAUAGGUAUGAUCUUACACAAUUUAUACACUAUACAUUAUAGAAUCACUUGUGUUAUAUCAACUGUAUGGGAAAAGUAGACUAACGAUAAACUAAAACUAGCAAGAACUGUCUGAAGUACAUUUCUCAAGUUAAAACAUUGAAAAAGAAAAUGUUUAUACAGAAAAGUAAGCUAUAGUAAAACUAGCAAAUACAUUGAAAACUGAUCAUGGUCAGAUUCACACAUAAUGAGUAUCAUGUUUACUAUGCAUUUGCAGAAGUAGUCCAGUUCAUAAAUUCUGAUUCAACUUGGUAAAAACAACCUCCAAGGGAAGUGUUAGUGAGGCAAACAUGAAGCUCUGGGGAGUAGGCCACACGGAGAUGAUACUGUUGCCAUGGAGAUGAUACUGUUGCAAAGUGAAAAGAGUAUUUGGGAAGAGAAACUCAAGUCCUACACUUGAUAGAAGCCAAGUGCAUAUUUAAGGUAGCUGGAGCUUACCUAGGCUCGUUGCCUUGGUACAGAGGGCAGGCAGUGUCUGACUAUAGUUCUCAGUAUGUCUGCAGUGUGUUUGUAAUGUUAGAUACACACAAAGUUCUUCCUUUUCCAUUCUCCUGGGAAUUUCUCCUAUGUUGGAUUUCCUUUUAAUUUUUUUCUGUCUUUUUUUCUUUUUCUCUGACUUUGGUGGAGUAUAUCCUCUGGUUUCAAAGUAAGUUGUAAAGUAAAUUCUUUCUAUCCAUGAACAAUUACUAAGCCUUUAUCAGGUCUCAUGCUUAAUUGAAGUUUUUGCUGGUUAUGUCUUAUGGUUUGUCUCCCUAGUCUAAGUAAAGUUUCUAUUGCUGUGAUAAAACACUGUGACCAAAGUAACUUCUCUAUGGAGACAUUUAUUGUGAGCCUAGGAUCUAGAGGGAUGAGAGUCUAUGAACAUCAUGGCUCAGAAGAAGGCAGCAGGAACAGAUGAGAGCUCAUGUCUUGAACUACAUCAGGAAACAAAGAACACACUGGAAACAGCACAUGGUAUGCUGUAAUGAGAGAAUGGCCCUCAUAGGCUUGUCUGUUUGAAUACUUGGUCUCAGUUGGAACUGUUUGAGAAGGAUUUGGAAGUGUGGCCGCGUGGGACACUGUGUGCCACUGAGGCUGUUUUGAGAUUUCAAAAGACUUGCACUAUUUCCAGUGCCUUCUCUACUACCUACCCGAGGGUCUAGGUGUGAGCGCUCAACUGUUCCCGCCACCAUGCCUUUGCUCUGUCAUCAUGGACUCUAACCCUCUGAAACUGUAAGCCCCGUUAAAUGCCUUUGUUUAUAAGUUGCCCUGGUCAUGGUGUUUUGUCACGGCAGCAGGAGAGUAAUACACAUAACUUUUGAAACCUCAAAGUUCACCCCGAGUGCAUACUUCCUCCACCAAGGCCACACCUCCUACACUUACUCAAACAGUGUCAUCAGGUGGGGACCAAGUGUUCAGAUGCUUGAGAAUAUGGGGAACAUCUUUUUCAACUACCACAUUCUGUUCCCUGGCCAUAUCAUAAUGAAAAAAUAUGUUUAGUCCAACCAUGAGUCUUUUACAGUCUCAACAGUUCUAAAGUCCAAAUUCCAGCCUCUUCUGAGACUCCAGGUAGUAUAAUUCUCUGUGAAAUAAAAACGAAGGCUACAUGCUUCCCAGACACAGUGGUACAGAAUAUAUGUGACUACUCUGAAAAGGAGGGAUGAGUACAAAAGAAAGGCGAAGCUCUAGUUCCUUAGGUCCGUGUCUGAGGGCUUAGAUGGCUCUGCCUGUCCACCUCUGCUGCCUGUAGCCUAGUUUUUUCUCUUUGGCUGGUCCUCCUCUCUGCAUGCAGCUGUUCUUCAGAUAUCUUCUGGUCUGUGCCUCUUAUAUGUUGAUGUCUUCGGCGAAAUUCAUGUGCACAGCUUACACAAUGGCUUUUCAGGGCUUCCUGCCUGCUUUGGGACCACAUGGCACAUUUUACCAGACCUCAGUGGCUUUGGAGGAGAUCCCAGGUACCCUUAACUCCAAGUCCUCCAUGGCUCUGAAGCCAGCACCCUGGUCACACUGUCAGGUUCAGCCAUUAGCUUGGGAUUGAGUGCCCCACUGAAUCAGUUUUGUGGUUGCUUUUCUUGUUUCUAGUAUCAGAAAAUUAUUUUGGUGUUUUUCUUUCAUAAGUUGGAAACUUGCCUGGGUGGCAUCUUUCCCCAUGGACAUGCUUCUGUUUAUUCCAAUGUAAUUCUAGUCCUCACAACCCCACAAUGGCACCAAUCUCUUUAAUAAUCGAAUCCUUUCUUUUAGCAAAAGGCUUAGCUAUAACAUUAGCUUGCUAGUGUUCUUUUCCUCUCCAAACUACAUUUUUAUUUCCUUCUGCCUUUCUCAUUGUAAAUCUGCAAAGAGUGAUUACUCAUAACCAUGGGCAGAGUCAAUAGGAUGUCCUGAAAUUUCCAGCAAAAAAAAAAAAUCUUUCUAUUAAUUUGAAACUGAAACAACAGGUAAGUUCUCAGAGCAAAGGCAGGCAGUGGUUAUCCCCUCUCUAUCCCGCCCCUGACCAAACAAAAAUCACAGGGAUGGUCUAUAGCCAGUUACUAGUGCUGCUCCCCUUUGAAACUGUCUGCGCUCAGCUCAUAGUACACAUUGCUCAGCACUGUUUCAGCCCCCUACAAGGCUUUACAGGAUUAAAGCCUGUCCUACAGCAUUCAACUCCUUUUUCGUCCAGAGUCCCAAGAUCUUCCACGUUCUUCCCAAAACCCCCACAUAGUCAGGUUCUUUACAGCAGUACUGCACUCCUGGGACUAACCACUGUCUUAACUUGGCUUCUUUUGUUGUGACAAGACACCAUGUCCAAGGCAACUAACUUACAGCAGGAAUUGCUGGGAUUCCAGUGAGAUAGAAGAAUAUUGUCAUGACUGAGAAGUGUGGCAGCCUGCAGACAGGGUGGCGGGAACAGCUGAGGGCUGUCGUGAAUGGGAAGCAGAAAACAGCACACAGGAGACAUCCCUUGGCUUUUGAAACCUUGGUGACAUACUUUGUCCAGUGAGGCCACACUUCCUAACCUACCCAAACAGCCCUCCCAACUGGAGAGCAGGUAGUCAAGCACCUGAGCCUAUGAGAGACAUUCUUAUGGAAACGUAUGUUUAAACUGAAUGCCACAUGUUUAUGGUACAACACGUGUGCAGAGUCAGAUGAUAAUGUCAGGAGUCAAUUCUUCCCUUCCACCUUGAUUAGGAUCCCUCUUGUGUCUGCUGUGCUGUGUUCUCCAGCCCACCUGGCUCAGGCUAAUGAUUCUCCUGUCUCUGCCUCUCUUCUCACCUUAGGAAUGGGGAUUACAGAUAUCACCACAUCCCGGUCUUUUCUUUUUAAACCUGGGUUCUGGGAAUGGCAUCCAGGUCAUCAAGUGUGCCGCAUAUCCUGUUUACAUCCCAGCUCCUUUGUGUUCUACCCUGACUGAUGAUUUAAGUAAAGCACCUAAUUGAGUUUUCCUGCAUCUAAUAUCUAGCUUAAAUCAUACUUUCUGUUACUACCAUCAGAUUUCUUUUCUCCAAAUGGUAGUGAGGAGUUAAAGAGAAGACCUUGGGCACUAAACAGAUAAAGACAGAACAAAGAAAACAAACAUGAUUGGGAAAUCCAUUUACAACCUAUAAUGUAGAUGCACACAUACAGACAUACAGACACACACACACACAUACAAACACAGAGACACAGACACACACAGACAUACAUAGACACAUACACAGACACAGACACACAGACACAGACACAUACAGACACACACAGACAAACACACAUAGAGUACACACAGACACAUAUAGACACACAGAUACACAGACAUACAUACAGAUACACACAGACACAUAUACAGACACAUAGACACACAGACAUACACACAGAUACAUAGUCACACAUAGACACAUACAAAGACAAACAGACACACAUACACACACAGAUACACACAGACACAUACACACAGACACACAGACAUACACACAGAUACACAGACACACAGACAUACACACAGAUACACAGACACACAGACAUACACACAGAUACAUAGUCACACAUAGACACAUACAAAGACACACGGACACACAGAUAUACACACAGAUACACACAGACACAUACACACAGACACACAGACAUACACACAGAUACAUAGUCACACAUAGACACAAUCAAAGACACACGGACACACAGACACACACAGAUACAUGCAUAGACACACAUAGACAUAUACACAGAUACACACUCAGACACACACAGACACACACUUAGACACACACACAGGCACACACAAACACAGACACACAUAUACACAGACAGACACACAGACACAUGCACAUAGACACAAACACACAGACACAGAAACAGACACAAACAGAGACAGACACACACAGACACAGAGACAGACACACACAGACACACACACAUACACAAACACACUUAAACAAACAAACAAACAGACAAGAAAAAAAACCCUAGGUCAUAUGACCCCUCUGAAGCUCAUAACACAAUAACAGAAAAAGCAAAGCAAAACAAAACAAAACUACAUAAUGAAAUUGUUGAGGUACUAAAGAAAGAAUUCAAAAUCCUGCUUGAAAAAAAAACCAAAGCCAGCUGUGGGCAGGGCAUGGUGGGGCAUGCCUUUAAUCCCAGGUAUCCUAGAGGAUCUGGAGUCUAGAGGCAGGUGGAUUUCUGAGUUCAAAGUCAGAGUGAAUUCCAGGACUGCUAGAGAGCUACACAGGGAAACAUUAUCUUGAAAAACCACAAACAAAACAAAA
Molecule: messenger RNA, 17642 nt
Organism: Rattus norvegicus (Norway rat)
Lineage: Eukaryota; Metazoa; Chordata; Mammalia; Rodentia; Muridae
Source: RefSeq, a predicted model, not a curated record